This is a messenger RNA of Tuber aestivum (summer truffle), 1269 nucleotides long. Lineage: Eukaryota; Fungi; Ascomycota; Pezizomycetes; Pezizales; Tuberaceae. The record is from the annotation of a GenBank genome assembly.
CCCCAUCAGCUUCAAUUCCUCUUCUGCCCGUUACUUUUAAAUUUUCUUACAAAUGCCAUUACACUCUUUGAUCUCUAUCAAGAGCAGUUAAUGGCUGACUAUCUAGAUCAAUUUCGCAGUGCUGAGCUCACUACAGAUUUUGCUCUUAGUGAUCUUGAAAGAUAUUUGAACAGUCAAGGUUCAAAAUUAGCUGAUUUUGGCUUACCUCAACCUGAGCAGCACACAUCCUUGCUACAACUUGAGCAAGCCAGCAGCUCUAGUCAAUAUACUUAUCUUACUUCGAAAUACCAAGAGGACGAAUUAUCGCUUUCAAACGAACAACUCGAUAUAUACCAUACCAUUUUGGAGUCUUUCUAUACACCAUCAGUUGAGCGAAGACAGACUUGCUUUUUUAUUGAAGGCAAGGCUGGUUGUGGCAAGAGUUAUACAGCAAAUGUAUUGGUUAAUAGGCUUCGGAGUGAGGGAUAUAUUGUAUUAGUUGUAGGCUCGACUGCAUUGAGUGUUACUCAAUAUGACCGGGGACGAACUGCCCAUUCAGCUUUUGGUAUUCCAGUUACUGAGGUAAAGUCAUUAUUCACUUUACUUUUGUUCUUUUAUUACCUUUAUAUAAGGUGUUUAAUUUAUUAUUUAACUAUUAUAAAAAAUAUGAAAUAGUACUAUCAAGUUACCUAAACUGGAUUAUUGAGGCUAAUAUUCAAAUUGUUAACCUACAGAAUCAUAUGGAGUUACAGUCCAGAAUUGGGCCACAUUCAGACCAUGCACAGUUCCGACGAAAUGUCGAUAUCAUAUUUUGGGAGGAGUUACCAAUGUCAAAUUGAGCUGCUAUCGAAUGUACAAAUACUUUACUACAACUCUUAAUAGGUAGUACCAAGCCAUUUGGUGGAAAGAUUGUUAUAGGACUAGGGGACUUUCGCCCGCCGCCAAGUAGCUCCAGUAGUAAAGAAUGGUGGUCCAACAGUAUCUCUUGAUGCUUCAGUUCGAUCAUCAUGGCUUUGGAAACACUUUCAAAUCCUUCGUCUACAUCAACCAGUCCGCAAUGCUCAAGAUCCAACUUAUUCAGAAUGGGUUGAUUCAAUUGGUGAGGACUUCUCAAAUAGUGGUACAACCGAUUUGCCUUUGAUUAGUAGACUUGAUUCAUAUGACGAAAUCACAGACUUUCUUUUUCCUAACUCUAUACUUUUCAAUCCAUUUGAUGUUUGUCAGAGGUCCUUUUUGAGUCCUUUAAAUAUUUAUGUUGAUGAAUUUAAUCUUCAAAUGCUUGAUAAAAUU